Salvelinus sp. IW2-2015 is the source of this 2314-nucleotide messenger RNA. Its product is annotated as GDNF family receptor alpha-2. Lineage: Eukaryota; Metazoa; Chordata; Actinopteri; Salmoniformes; Salmonidae. Gene Ontology annotation, biological process: nervous system development. Gene Ontology annotation, cellular component: external side of plasma membrane; signaling receptor complex. The record is from RefSeq and is a predicted model, not a curated record. Gene Ontology annotation, molecular function: signaling receptor activity.
AUGACUAAUCUUUAUUCCUCRUCUCUCUCUGCUGCAGGGUGUGUGUGUGUGGUGUGUGUGUGUGGACAUGGAUGGAGGGAGUCCCUGGAGUGCGUGCGGGCGUUAGAGCUGUGUAACGGGGACAGCCAGUGCAGCUCCAGCUACAGGAUUAUGCGUCAGUGCCUGUCAGGCGGGGCGCAAGAUCGCCAGACCAUGCUGGCUAGCAGGGAGUGCCAGGGUGCCAUAGAGGUCCUACAGGACUCGUCACUCUACAACUGUCGCUGUAAGAGAGGCAUGAAGAAAGAACUUCAGUGUCUGCAGAACUACUGGAGUAUACACCAGGGCCUGACAGAAACCGGCGAGGACUUCUAUGAGCUGUCGCCCUAUGAGCUCCACGAAUUCUCAGAAGAGUUUAGACACGCCUCCAUCAUCUCAGACUCCUCUCUGUCCAAGGCCAACCCAUGCUCAGAGCCAGGAAAACCGUGUAACCCAUGCCUUGACGCAGCCAAGGCCUGUAACCUCAACGAAACCUGCAAGAGACAACGCUCCAAUUACAUCGCUAUCUGCAACAAGCCUCCUCAGCCCUCACAGGCCAACCAGGAGCCUUGCAGCCGCAAACGAUGUCACAAGGCGCUGCGUCAGUUUUUUGAGCGUGUGUCGUGGGAGCUGAGUUACCCCCUUUUGUUCUGCUCAUGUCCUGACCAGGCCUGUGCAGAGAGACGUAGACAGACCAUCGUACCUGCCUGCUCCCACCAGGAGAAACACAGACCCUCCUGUCUAGAGCUACGGCGCAACUGCCGCUCCGACGCACUCUGCAGGUCAAGACUGGCUGAUUUCCAUACCACCUGUCAGAUGACUGGUCACUCCAUCAACAGCUGUCCCCAUGAUAACUACCACGGCUGUCUAAUGGCCUACGUAGGCCUCGUUGGGUCUGAUGUGACUCCUAACUACAUGGACAGCAGUCCCAGUAACAGCACCAUCUCUCCCUGGUGCUCCUGCAGAGGGACUGGCAACCAGGAAAAUGAGUGUGACGCCUUCCUCAGAGACUUCACACACAACACCUGCCUCAAGAAUUCCAUCCAGGCGUUUGGCUAUGGAUCAGAGGGGAGUGUACUUCCCGUCACGGAGUCUUUGGCCACGCCCUUUCCUCCCAUACAGCCACCCCUCAACUCUAAGCCCGCUCCCUCUCUCCAAGCCAAUGACAUCAAGCCUCUGGAUAGCGCUUGUGUUUUCUCAACCUGUGCCAACCUUAAGGAUGGAGGACAAAAGUGCAUUCCUUCCAAUGACUUCGAGUGUGAAGAGGCGUUAUUGGCCCAAGGUUCUGUGGACUCUGAGGGAGAGGAGGAGAGAGCACAGCGCUCUGCAGCAGCCUCUGGACCCCUGGGUGUGAGAGGGUGUGUGAGUGUGUAUGUGGCCAUGCUGGGGCUUCUGCUCCAGGCUCUGUAGCACACAUACUCACCUGACCCCUAACCUAUAAACCCCGUCCUCGGGGUCAGACAGGAAGCUAGAACGCCACGCACAGGAACUUCUGUGACAUCCCAUCCUCCACUACCAUGUCAACCAAAACAACAACAACAACAUCAAUAGAAGAGCCGAGAGAAGAAGAGAGCAGAGGAUAAGAGAGGAGCAAAGUGAGAAUGGAGAAGUGAGGAGAUGAUGAGGAUAAGAGAGGAGGGGAGAGAGAAUAGAUGGGCACUGAUCCUACAGCACAGAGAGAAAGAGAACAAUAGAGAGAACAUGAGACAGAUGCUGGAUCGACUGAAGGAUGUUUUGAUGGAUCACCAGAGAGACUUGAGCCUCUGAUUCUGUCCUAUUCUCCUACCCGAAACAUUGAGGACUGAGUUCUACAUUACCAUACUUUGUAUUGAUGCGUUUUUCUGAGUGCAUGGACACUUUGGCUGAGCUGGCAGUUCUGAUGUCUUAACUGGUAGAGAGUACAAUGAGCUUGUGAAGUGUGCUGCCAACAGACGCACUUGUUAAAAUAAUCUAAUUGGAGACUGCACCUCCAGAAAUUCAUGCUCAUACACAUUUUAAAAGAGACUGUAAACCUCAUGUGCGGAGAAUGGGACAGAGCAACAAUCAAGGAGAGGACUAAUGAUCUAGAGCCAGUGACUAUAUACUUUGAUUGAAUGAACUAUACUGACAUUGGACCGGACAGUACUGACUCUAUUGUGAUUGGAGCAGAAAGUCCAGAGAGGCAGGACUGUUCCUCUGUCUCUUACCUCAGUAAUGCACACCACCUUCACACACACACAGACACAAAUCACAACGCUGCAUCUCUCUCUCUCUCGCUCCCUAUAGUCCUCACUGCCUGGUAGACAGGGUUAACACACAU